Molecule: messenger RNA, 903 nt
Organism: Camarhynchus parvulus
Lineage: Eukaryota; Metazoa; Chordata; Aves; Passeriformes; Thraupidae
Gene: CLDN20
Product: claudin 20
Exons: 1
Coding region: 244-903 (219 amino acids)
Biological process (GO): bicellular tight junction assembly; cell adhesion
Cellular component (GO): bicellular tight junction; plasma membrane
Molecular function (GO): structural molecule activity
Source: RefSeq, a predicted model, not a curated record
GUUCAAGUACCUUGCGUACAGCAGUUCAGCUGCUGCAGGGUCAUAUUCAGAUAUUCAUUCAGAUAGCUCUAAUUUUAAAUGCAAGCUUUUUUUGUUUGCUGAUUUCUUUUCCUUUCACCCUCGAACUUCUCCUCCCCCCCUUUCCUCCCUGUUGCACAGACAGCCACAGCUUGGCUACGAAGCUCCCAGUUACUCAUUUCCACGAGAGAAAAGGCAGACAAAAGGUGACAGGAGAAAACCAUCAUGGCAUCAGCAAGCCUGCAGUUCUUUGCUUUUAUUCUGGCUUUGUCUGGCGUUUUUGGAGAUAUCGCAGCCACCUUGCUACCAAACUGGAAGGUAAAUGCAGACGUUGGCUCAAAUAUCAUAACAGCUAUAACACAGAUGCAAGGACUUUGGAUGGACUGCACAUGGUACAGCACUGGGAUGUUCAGCUGUAACCUGAAAUACUCCAUUCUCUCUCUCCCCGUCUACAUCCAGGCUGCACGGAGCACCAUGGUACUGUCAUGUAUCCUAUCAGCCUUUGGGAUCUGCAUCACUACAGUCGGAAUGAAAUGCACAAGGCUGGGAGGGGACACUGACAGCAAAAAUAACGCUUGUUUUGCUGGAGGAAUCUGCUUCAUUCUUGCAGGAAUCUUUGGAUUAGUACCAACGUGCUGGUACACGAGAGAAAUUAUUUCAAAUUUCCUGGACCAGACCAUCCCAGAGAGUAGUAAACACGAACCCGGAGGAGCAGUUUAUACUGGAUUCAUCUCAGCAGGGUUUCUGCUUAUCGCAGGUGUGAUCUUCUGCUCUUCCUGUUUUAAAAGGCAGCAAGGAGCAUGGAUUUACCCUCCAAAGCAGCACCAUUUCCCAUCCACAGAGCAGGAGAGCAAUGCAGGUUACAGCCUGAAGGACUAUGUAUAA